Molecule: messenger RNA, 2539 nt
Organism: Helicoverpa zea (corn earworm)
Lineage: Eukaryota; Metazoa; Arthropoda; Insecta; Lepidoptera; Noctuidae
Exons: 4
Coding region: 60-2354 (764 amino acids)
Source: RefSeq, a predicted model, not a curated record
CGUAAAAAUGUACGUAAUCAACGAAGUCGUUUGAUCAAACGAGAUAAAAAUGACAGAAAAUGGAAAUCCGAAGAUGGCUUUACUAUGUUCUCUUUAACUGUGUGUUAAUUAAAUAUCUGGAAGCAAAAACGAUUUCGUUGAAUGAAGUGAUCACCGCAGAAUCAAAUCAAAAGGAAGCCUUCGAGACAACACUUCCGCCUAAAACAGAAGGCAUUGGAAAACGUCUGCCGCUUAUAAAACGCCUGAAGUCUACCUCGAGGAUUAAAGAUUUCCUUAAAACAGGUCUAUCACUAGAUCAUUCAGCCAUAAGAGGACAUACACUAUCGCCACUAAAAUACAGGAAGACAUUUCUGAUCAAAAGUCCAUUAAGACCUAGAAAGUUAAAUCUUUUACAAAAAUCAAGAUAUAAACGUAAAAACCAAUCGGCAAAACGCGAAAUUAGUGGAAAUGAGAGUCUCAAACAAAAAUAUAUUCCACUUCUCAAAAGUCUUAGCAUGUUGUUUGAUAAUCUUCUUAAUUCAGACGAGAGCGAGUCCUACGAACGCAAAACAAAGAAAUUUAAGCGAAAUCGAUUUUAUUCAGAGGAGACUUUCAACGUCCCCAUCAAACUUACAAGUGAAUCCGAUUAUGGAAGUCUUGAACCCAAGUCGCAAGAAAAGACAAUUACUGUUUCCACGCCUUUCGCCACUGAGACCUCGCCUUCUCCCAAGAUUGCCACCACUGCCGAGGCUGCCUCCAAGACAGCCAAUUUUACUGCCACUCGUAACUUCGGUUCUUUCAGACAGCAUAAGAACAUACCCUUAUUACUUACAAGAAAUACCUUUAGCAAUCGGAGAGUCGAUAAUGGAGUCAGUAAGAGAAGCGGCACCUCACUUCACGGGGACAUUGAAAGAAAUAUCACCGGGCAUUAUGGAGAUUAUGAACAUGCUGCCGGAGUCAGAGAAAAUGUAUCCAGCACAGAAAAUGAUGAAAAAAAUACCUACAGUGAUACACGAAGCAGUACAGGAAGCUUUCGACACCCAAGACCCUCGGGACAUGGAAAUAAUACCGGAUUAUUUCAGAGAGGAAUCAGAACUGUUUCCGAAGAUAAAACAAAAAACGCAAGCGUCAAUGACUCCCUUGGAGAAAAUCAAUUCAAAAAUAGAAGAAACGAAACAAAGAGCCCAAGAAUUUUACAAAAAUCUGUUCGAAGACUACGAGGAUUUGCAUCCGAAGAUAACGACCACAUCACAGAGCAUUUUAAGCCCAAAGAAAUACGUGAAGAAGGCGACAGCGAUGUCACAUACAUUGACACCGGUUAUCAACGAAUCACUGACGGAGGUAGCACAGUUACCAAAGAAGAUCAAAAAGUUCGUCAAAGAGAUGAAACAAUGAAACAAGUAGACUCAGCAGGAAUAUUCAGAAAGCCUUCCUUUAAACGACUCAAAGACGCACACAGUAAAGUUGCCAAAAAAGAUCAAAGGGAUGAUCACGAAAAUGAUGCAGCGACGCUAGUAAAUAAGUCGGAAGACAACACUAAAAUCAUAACUCUUGACGCCGGUUUACAAAGUACCAAUGAUGAAAGUAGCACAGUUAUCAAUGGUAAUCAAAAAGAUCUUGAAAGCAAUGAAACAAUAACGACAGUAGAUAAUUCAGCAGGAAUAUUCAGAAAGCCUCACGCCUAUUUUAAACAAGAUGGCGAUGCCACAGUUUCCAAAAACGAUCAUAAUAUCCAUCAACGAAAUGAAAAUAAUAAAUUGGUAGAUAUCGUAGGUGACCCCAACGUCUUAAAUGAUAGAGCCAGUUAUCAGUCAAACACAAACGGAAGUGGCUUAGCUCAAAUGAGACACCAAAAAGUUCGACAAGGUAACGAUGUGAUUUCGUUAGAAAAUAAUAUAGAAGACAAUGGCGUAAAUGUAAACCACGUUUAUGAAGAAACCACUGACGAAGAUAGCACGGUUAGCAAAGAUCAAAAAGCUGGUCAAGAACAGGAAACAAUAACUGUUGGAUAUAAAUCCACAACGUUUGGUGAUAUCACGCCCACUGACACGAGUAAUCAGCAAAUUGUUGAUGGCAGAGGCUUAUUCGCCAAUGAUCAAAAAGCUGAUGAUAGUACUGAAAUAAUGACGUUAAAAGAUAAAUCAGAAAGCAACAAAUGUGUCUUACUCAUUGAUCAACCAAUCACUAAAAAAGGUAGCCUGGUUGCCAAAGAAAAUCAGAAAGGUCUUGGUAAUGAAAUCAAUAGGUUGGCAGCUAAUGUAACAACAGUUCAGAAAAAAACCCCAGUUGUUAUGAUUUUUGAUGGGUACAGUAUAGCAAGACACAAAAAUGGUGAAAACAAAUUCUCAGAAAAGUCGAUUCGUGUCCGUUCUUAGUGAAGGUUUUCAGUGUUAGUAUUUUACUAAAACUCUGUAUUUUGUGUUUUUGUGUAGUAUAUUAGAAAUAGAUAAGUAUUUUGUACAAAUAAUUACUUUUGUAAUAAACAAAUAAAAUUAACGGCGUCCUUUUUUCCCCUUGCUCUUGCUUGUUUGGGCUGCUUGUUGAGGUUGAUCAGCAGGUC